Messenger RNA from Grammomys surdaster, 3060 nucleotides. It is a transcript of the gene Itfg2, whose product is annotated as integrin alpha FG-GAP repeat containing 2. The coding region runs from base 103 to 1428 and encodes 441 amino acids. Gene Ontology annotation, cellular component: KICSTOR complex. Gene Ontology annotation, biological process: regulation of TOR signaling. The transcript has 12 exons. Lineage: Eukaryota; Metazoa; Chordata; Mammalia; Rodentia; Muridae. The record is from RefSeq and is a predicted model, not a curated record.
CGUAGACUUCCGGUUCGGUGGCCUGACGCGCGCACGGCUGUCUCGAGGGCUCGGGGGUCGUUUUGGUGCGGUGGCCCCGACACCUCAGCCCUCCAGAGUGCCAUGAGGUCGGUUAGUUAUGUGCAGCGCGUGGCGCUGGACUUCAGCGGGAGUCUCUUCCCGCACGCCAUCUGCCUCGGGGACGUGGAUAACGACGCGUUAAAUGAACUAGUAGUGGGAGACACCAGCGGAAAACUGUCUGUGUAUAAGAAUGAUGACAGCCGGCCAUGGCUUACCUGUGCGUGCCAGGGAAUGUUGACUUGCGUUGGGGUCGGAGAUGUCUGUAAUAAAGGAAAGAACCUGGUGGUAGCAGUCAGCGCAGAAGGCUGGCUUCACUUGUUUGACCUGACCAAGGCUCUGGAUGCUUCUGGACACCACGAGACACUUGGAGAGGAGCAGCGACCUGUCUUCAAGCAGCACAUCCCGGCCAACACAAAGGUCAUGCUGAUCAGCGACAUCGAUGGAGAUGGAUGUUAUGAGCUGGUGGUAGGAUACACAGACCGUGUGGUGCGGGCCUUCCGCUGGGAAGAGCUGGCUGAGGGGCCUGAACACCUGGCAGGGCAGUUGGUGUCCCUCAAGAAGUGGAUGCUGGAGGGUCAGGUAGACAGUCUCUCUGUGACCCCGGGGCCUCUGGGUGUGCCUGAGCUGGUUGUGUCGCAGCCAGGGUGUGCUUAUGCAGUACUGUUAUGCACUUGGAACAAGGACACUGCCUCCCCUCCUGCCUCUGAGGAGGCCGCAGGAGACAGUAGGGAGACCCCAGCUGCCCGAGAUGUAGUACUGCACCAGACAUCAGGCCGGAUCCACAAUAAGAACGUUUCCACUCAUCUCAUUGGCAACAUCAAACAAGGUCAUAACCCUGAAGGUGGUGACGCAGGCCUCUUUGCCCUGUGCACCCUAGAUGGGACCCUGAAGCUGAUGCAGGAAGCAGAUAAACUGCUGUGGUCCGUGCAGGUGGACCACCAGCUCUUUGCCCUGGAGAAGCUGGAUGUCACGGGCAAUGGGCUCGAGGAGGUGGUAGCAUGUGCCUGGGACGGACAGACAUAUAUCAUUGAUCACAACCGCACUGUUGUGCGCUUCCAAGUGGAUGAAAAUAUCCGCGCCUUCUGUGCAGGACAGUACGCCUGCAAAGAGGGCCGCAACAGUCCCUGCUUGGUAUAUGUCACUUUCAAUCAGAAGAUCUACGUGUACUGGGAGGUGCAGCUGGAGCGGAUGGAGUCCACUAAUCUUCUGAAGCUGCUGGAGACUGAACCUGAGUAUCACAGUCUACUGCAGGAGCUGGGUGUGGAUCCUGAAGAUCUCCCUGCAGUCUGUACUCUGCUUCACCAGACACUCUACCAUCCGGACCAGCCACUACAGUGUACCCCCUCAAGCUUCCAGGACCCCACCUAGCUAGGCUUGACCACUUAGCUGGUGAAGGAUCCUUCUGAGCCCCCAACUCUGUCCCAAAGUGAUCCAUGAUCUUGGCAGGACGGGAAAUGUACAUUAUAGAAGAGCAGGACUUGGUUCUCAGUGUGGUUGCAUGGUGGCCACCUUGAGAGCCUUUGAUGAAGAGAUUGGUUGUCCCUCUGCUUGUUGCCCCAUGGUCCCCUCUCAUGCUCCCCGCUCUCACUGCAGGAAACAGACUUGUUUGUGAGACAAGGCAGCAAACCUUUGCCAUGAUCCAACACCUGAAAGACUUCAGGCUGAGGAACUGAGGGAGCUUGGAGGUCACGCCCACCCCCACCCUUCUGCUGAGUGCUAACUUUCACAGCAUAGCUCUAGGCAGCUGACACAGCAAUUAUUUCAGGAAUGGCAGAGUGGUUUGUUCAGGACAUCUUUUAGGGUAUUCUCCUGUCUCAUCUUUGUGUUCUUCCAUUUACUGAGGCAACUAGGUCAGGGCUUUCUCAUUUUGUCAUAUUCUCCCCCCACCCCCAUUCAGUUUCUGUUUAGGGGUUUUGUUUUGGUUGUUGGUUUUGUUUUGUAUGUCUGUAUGUGUGCAGAGGUAGAGCUGGGGCUUUCACACGCCAGCCAAGUCCUGUGCUAUUCGGCUGCACCCAGGACCACCGUACUCUAAAGUAUUGUGCUGCUGCCCAAACUUCAGCUGUCUGGAGGAAGACAGACACGUGCAAUGCUGCGCCAAUGUAAUUCCAAUUCUUGGGAGGAAUAUCAUGAGUCCAAGGCUCCAUAGCAAGUUUGAGACCCUCAUGGGUCACAUUUGGAGAUCUUAUCUCAAAUAAAACAAAACAAAAAGGCAUUAACAAUCUGGUGCAGCUUUCCAAUCUGGACUGUAAUUGAGGCCGGCAGCUGGGUCUCUGAGUUCAAGGUAGCCAAACUCUUUGUAGUUUCAGACCAACCAUUGUGUGUGUGUGUGCGUGUGUGUUUGUGUGUGUGUAUGUCUGUCUGUGUGUGUGUAUGUAUGUGCGUGUGAGUGUGCGUGUGUGCACGUGUGUAAUCCAUUUGUGUUUUCUUUGAUCCUUAUUCUGUGUGCUCUAAGUAUUUUUCCAGUUAUAACUAAGAAUCCUUUGUAUUGUGGCUAAAAUGUGUGUGUCCUGUGUGCAGAUCCAUUUACAGAUAUACACACAUGUAGGGGCCAAAAGAGGAUGUCUAGGCUCCUGCUUUCUUUCCUUCCAAUUUACUCCCUUGGGACGGAGUGGUAUCUCAUUGAAUCUGAAGCUUGCUGUUUCAUGUAGCUAGCUGAUCAUUAAGACAAGUAUUAAGACAGAUAUCUACCUGUGUCUGCAUCACACAGUACUAGGGUUGCGAGCAUCUAAACAGCGUGUGUGUGUGUGUGUGUGUGUGUGUGUGUGUGUGUGUGUGUGUCCUGUAUUUAUGACUGUAAGGGUAUCAAAAGCCCUGGAACUGGAGUUAACAGAGAAAUAGGUGUGAGCUGCCAUGUGGGUGCUGAGAAUUGAACCCUUUUACAUGGGUGUUAAGUCUCAGAGUCAGGAUCUCAUGCUCCCAUGGCAAAUGCUCCUCCCCACUAAGCCAUCUCCCCAGCACUUAGGGCUUUUGAACUAAAUGAAUAAAGUAAAAGAAAAUGGA